UCUCUGUCACCGGGGGGCAGCACCAAGAAGUUCUAUGGAGGGCCUCAGCGAGGACCUGAGCUCAACAGCAGGUGCACGCUUCCCGGAGCCUCUGCACUACUCCGGUGUGCUCAUCUGCGGGACUGGACAGGAGUGGUGUGUUCCACCCAGUCUUUCAGUGGAAGAAACCGGACCCGGUGGGUCUGUGAGGCGCCUGGCAGCGAAGCAGGACCCUUCAGCCCUUGACAUGGCUAUCCAGCAUGCCCUGGCAGGGCUAUAUCCACCUUUUGAAGCCACUGCCCCUACUGUCCUGGGUCAAGUGUUCCGGCUACUGGAGUCUGACUUCCGGGGAGAUGGGCUGAACUUCCUCCUAGAUUUCCUCAUCCCUGCCAAGCGCCUGUGUGAGCAAGUGCGGGAAGCAGCCUGUGCCCUCUAUACCCACUGCCUCUUCCUGCAUGAGGGCUGGCCGCUGUGUCUUCGGGAUGAGGUCGUGGUCCACUUGGCACCACUCAACCCUCUCCUGCUGCGUCAGGGUGACUUCUACCUUCAAGUGGAGUCCCGGGAGGAGCAGUCUGUCCACAUGACACUCAAGUGUCUCUCCUCAGACCUCCGCAAGGUGGACAACAAGUCUAUUCCUGAGACCUCCUACUCUCUGAUUUUCACCCCAGAAUGGCUGGAAGCUAUUAACAGUGACUUUGAGGGACGCCCCUUAUACAACUGUCUUGUGGCUUCAGAAAACGGGAUCACGCCUGUGCCUUGGACCAGGAUUACCAGCCCAGAGUUUAUAGAUGACAGACCUCUAGUAGCAAAUGUGCCUUCCUCAGAUGGGGACUCCUGUCCACUAGAGACACUCCAUCUGAGCAGCCCCCAGGAGCCAUACCAGGCCAGCUCCUUGGGCAGCGAGGGGUCUGUGGCACACAGCUGGGCUAAGGAUAAAGGGAAGUUGUCUAGGGACAAGUAUCCAGGGCUCAUCAAGGUAGAGCCAGCAAAGCCAGGGCACACGGCCUUCAGGAUGGACAGUGAGGCCAACCAGGGCCUGGAGGGGGACUAUGUGGCUCUCCUGGGCUUCCCCCAACAGUGUAGAAGGGUGUCUCCAGACAGGGAGGUUGCAGCACUCAGUAUGGACACUCACAGAUCACAGGAGGAGAGAUCCAGAACUAAGAGGGCACCCCUGCUUGGGAGGGUUCUACCUUCCCCGGGGCCUGAUGACGGAGUUCCCAUGGGAAGACUGGCAAGUGUGAAGCCUGCAGGCUCAGGAGAGAAGGCCUGCAGCGGGGGCUCAAGAAGAAGGGCCAGACACAAAGCAUCUGCCCACACUGCCGAGAGACAGCUUCAGCAGUCCCACAGUGGUCUGCAGACGCCACUGGAUUGCACUUCUGGCCUGGUGAAAGAUACUGAAGAAGAUCCAGCAGUCUCUAAGAUGCACAGGCCUUUGGGAACGCCAACAGCCAUGGUCCAGCUCAGGCCUGAGCCAAGACAAACAUUCUCUCCCCUUCUGUCCUCAGCUGCCCCUGUAGCCCUAGCUUCCGAGACAAAGACAGAGGAGACCACCCCAGAACACAGCAGAGCUUCCAAGCCCCAGGCCUUUCUCAAUAGGAACACCUCCAUCUGUGGGUCCCUGGCUCCUGGCCUCCAGUUCUUGAAAGGUCAGAAGGCACCCCUGUUGCCCCCGGAGAAGGCCCUGAGCCCCCUCAACUCCCUGCAGCCCUGUGGAACCAAGGCCUCUGGGAAAGAUGGAACAGCUCUCCCCAGAACAUCUGGCUCAGCCCCAUUGUCUGGGGAGCCGCCUGGCUUCCGGAAAGAUUCUUCAGGUCCCUCAGGACGGGGACUUAGCCUGGAGGAGUGUUCCAGGCCUGAGCCAAGGAUUGGAACUCUGGGAGUCAAGCUUCUCCACUCCAGGAUAGCCUGCCUGCCAGGUGGUAGGGACCGGGCAGGGCGGCCUCUGCUUCUGAUGUCGACCAUGCAGGAGGCCUGGGAUGCACCAUGGUGUUCCACUUUGGAGGUCACGGAGUUGCUGUCCUACUUAUGCAGUGUUCCUAGGCUGGAUGAUAAAGCCAAAGGGCUACUGGUGGUGAUUGAUGCCAGGAAAGGGCCCCCGAGUCCUGCUCUGGUCAGCGCCCUGCAGAGCACACGGGCUCUGGCUCAGGCCUCCAUCAGUAAAGUGCUCCUCCUGGGAGAGAAGGCAUCCAUUCUCCAGCCACCUGCACUACCUGUCCAGGUGGAGGUGCUGACCUCGCUGAAGGCCCUCAGAAACCACGUGGACCCUAGCCAGCUACCCGAGGCUCUGGAGGGCCCCUUCCCCUACCACCACAGCGAGUGGGUGCAGUUCUUCCAGAAGCUGGGCCCAUUCCUCACUGACCUUCGCCAGGCCUCAUCCCUGCUGCAGGCUUCCAUUCAAGAGUUUGAGAAGGGUGACCCCCCUGGCGGGAUGCAGGAGGCCACCAGGUGCCUGGGCAAGUCCAAGGAUCUGAUGGAGGCUGUGCUGAGGGACCCAGGCCUGCUGGCUCUCCAGAGGGAAGGUGGAGCUACUCUGGCCAGGUUGCAGCAGGAGGCCAGCAAGCUGAAGGCCAACCCUGAUGUCAGGAGCCGCCUGACUGAAGCGGCAGCCCUGUACAACCUUGUGGACGACCAGCUUCACGUCCUGGUCACUGUGUCCAAUCACCUCCUCCGAAGGCUGGAGCUCCGUGUCCGCCUGGGCCACCUGGAAGCUGCCAUCCACCAGGUCAAUGACUGGAUGGAGCAGGAAGGAAGCCAGUGUCUACAGGCACUUGCCCCUGUCGACCUAUGUGCAGAGAAAGUUGAGAAAGUCCACGCUGAGUUUGAGGAUUUCUUCCUGCAGGUUGCGGCCCAGUACCGCCAGGGCCUGGAACUGUCCAAGCAGGCUGCCCAGUUGGGAGCUGCAGAGGAAGGGGCAGGUGAGAUGGGGCUCCCAGACCUGGUAGCCUUUGCUUCCACACAGCAGGCCUUCCAAGCCAGGCUGACACACUUCUACAUGGCAGCCGAGAGGCAGCGCACUGACCUGGAGACCCUGCUCCACCUCCACCGCUUCAGAAAGAAGAUGUCUCGGUUCCACACAGACUGUCAGGGCCUGCUGACCCAACUCAGGCAGGGCAAGACGUCGAAGACCAGCCCCGGGGACCAGCUCCACCUCCGCCUCCACUGUUACCUGAAGCGCCUGGCAUCUGAGUUCCAGACCGAGAAGCUCCUGGCCAUGAAGCUGCAGGUGGCCUCCCUGAGCUGGGCCGGCCUGGGCCAGGAGUUGUGGGAAGAGGCCCAGGAGCGACAUCAGGAGAUCCAGGGAUUGCUGAGGACGGCACUUGCCUACUGCCCAUGCCCAGAGGUCACUGCUGCCCAAUCGGCACACACAGACCGAAGCAGGCCAGCGGCUAAGGGCCAGGGUCUGCCUAGAGAAGUGGUUUCCAAAUGGGACAGGUCCCUACAGGGCUCUCUGACUGUGGAUCACGUGCCAAAAUCCCACCGGUCUCCUCAUGUCUUCCAAGGGGAGCAGAGCAGAGACAUGUGGGCAGGCCUGCCACCCCAGGAAGCUGGCCAGACUGUGGACACCGAGGAAGGCAGAGGUGCCCCCAAGCUCCCCGAGCCCACGCUGGAGCGGCUCCUCACCUCUCUCUUUUCCUGGCAUCACCUUCCCAGACAGAGCAAGGCCUCCCACCCAACUGGGGGCAGCUUUUCCUCUGAGGGAACAGAUUCACAGACAUCCCUGGAGGACUCACCCCACACAAGCCCUCCUGCGUCCCUCUAACUGGACCUAAAUCAUCACAUCAGCUCUGAGGACUGGGAUAGGACCAAUCGAGAGGAUCUGCUGAGCCCAUAGCACACUAUCAGACACGGCCAGGAAACAGUGUGACGAGGGCCACCUUCUGGUUCCAGAAAACUCCAAGAUGAUGAUGGAUUCUUGCCCACACGGAUAGUGCCCAUGGGAGUCAGAAUCCAGACUCAAUCAAAGACACUGGGCUGUGACUGCAGAGUGUCAUACGGCAAGCCUGGCUGGGGCCACCUUGGCAAAAGUCUUACCCCAUCUAUGACUCGGGGGUUCACAUGGGUAACAACGUAGAGGGAGGGGCCUCUUGUCUUGAGCCCCAGAGUCACAGCCCCUGAGACAACAACUUUUCAAU
Phodopus roborovskii (desert hamster) is the source of this 4112-nucleotide messenger RNA. RefSeq names its product KIAA1755 ortholog. The coding region runs from base 35 to 3739 and encodes 1234 amino acids. The record is from RefSeq and is a predicted model, not a curated record. Lineage: Eukaryota; Metazoa; Chordata; Mammalia; Rodentia; Cricetidae. The transcript has 14 exons.